AUGCGAAUACAUUCUGGAGAGAAACCACAUCAGUGUGACAUUUGUGAGAAAUCAUUUAUAAUUGGUUAUCUCCUGAAACUUCAUAAACGUAUACAUACCGGAGAGCGUCCUUAUACAUGUGAAGUUUGUAAGAAGUCAUUUAGGGAAGGAAAUGGUUUAAAAAGACACAUGGCCGUUCACUCGUAUGAAAAAGCAUUUCAGUGUGAACAGUGUUUAGCUAAAUUUUCAUAUAAGGAAUCCUUACGAAUUCACAUGAAAGGGCAUUCUGGUAUCAAGCCUUUCCAGUGCAAGGAGUGUGGUAAAGAUUUCCUUUUAAUGUCUUUGUUAAAAACUCAUAUGCGAAGAAGACAUACAGGAGAAAAAAGGCACACAUGUGGAGAUUGUGGGAAAAUGUUUUAUGAAGCAAGUGAUCUUGCAACUCAUAUCAAAGUACAUGCUGACCUUAGACCGUAUGUCUGUCAGAUAUGUAGAAUGUCCUUCAGAGAACCAGAAAAGUUAAAAGAACACAGAAGAUUAAAACAUGAGAAAGUACGAACUUUUCGUUGUCAGAUAUGUAAGAAAGACUUCACGACUUUGACUAGCCUUGAUUCGCACCGGCGCAUUCACUCUUCUCAAUAA
Messenger RNA from Mercenaria mercenaria, 618 nucleotides. Its product is annotated as zinc finger protein 454-like. NCBI's taxonomy places the organism in Eukaryota, Metazoa, Mollusca, Bivalvia, Venerida, Veneridae. The record is from RefSeq and is a predicted model, not a curated record. The transcript has a single exon. Gene Ontology annotation, molecular function: DNA-binding transcription factor activity, RNA polymerase II-specific; RNA polymerase II transcription regulatory region sequence-specific DNA binding. The coding region runs from base 1 to 618 and encodes 205 amino acids. Gene Ontology annotation, cellular component: nucleus. Gene Ontology annotation, biological process: regulation of transcription by RNA polymerase II.